CGCAACAGGAGUCAUGGCCACGGAUGAUAGGAACAGCCAUCCAAUAUCGCUUUAAUCUCCGUAUUCUACGCGGCGUCGGGGACAAAGGAUAUAAACAUCAAUCGUGCCCGAAUUGAACGAGAACAUCAUCAUAAUACAGCACAGAUACACACACUCUCUCUCACACACAUACUCUCUCUCGCUCUCUUGCUUGUCUUCAGAAGCCAUAUUCUUGUCUUUUUUCCUUGACAUACAGCAACCAUGGGAAAGUCACUGGUAUACCCGAAGCGGGAGAGCAAUACCAUGAACCGGUAUAAGCAUAGAGGGACAUAUGAUCUUGGUCCUAUCCACUCCAUCAUCAACAGCGCGCCUGUUUUGCAUGUUUCCUUCAGCCCCAGUCCAGAUGACCCAUUCCCCGCCAUUCUUCCUAUGAUCGGCCAAAUGGGUUCAUUCGAAUAUCCCUCGUCCGGAAUAGACGACCCUCUUGAGUGCUACCUUCACGGAUACGUUAGCUCCCGGAUCAUGAACCUGGCUCGCGCCACAGAUGGCAAGGGCCUUCCUAUCUGCAUCGCCGCGACACAUGUGGACGGACUAAUUCUCACCCUUACACCCAAUUCGCACAGCUACAACUACCGCUCCGCAGUGCUCCAUGGAUACGCCACCCUGGUGACGGACGUAGAAGAGAAGCUGUGGGCGAUGAAGCUGAUCACUAACUCAGUGGUGCCUCAGCGAUGGGAGAACACCCGCAUCCCACCGGACGGCGCAGAAAUGCAGUCUACCACCAUCCUCAAAGUCAAAAUCGUCGAUGGUAGUGGGAAAAUCAGAGACGGUGGCGUGUCCGACGAGAGAAAGGACAAGGAUAGACCCGACGUCACGGAAAAGGUCUGGACCGGUGUUGUCCCCGUUUGGCAGACGUUCGGGGAGCCGGUGCCGGACGGGCUCAACAAGGUCAAUGAGGUUCCGGAACAUAUCAGUUCAUAUAUCGAGCGGAUGAACGAGCAGAAUCGAAAGUGUGCAUUUGAUGCGAUCAAGGUUCCAUUGCCGAAGGAGGAGCAACAUUAGCUCAAAGGCCGACAGUGUGAGGGUGCUGUGUUUGUAGCUU
Coccidioides posadasii C735 delta SOWgp is the source of this 1081-nucleotide messenger RNA. RefSeq lists its product as uncharacterized. The record is from RefSeq and is a predicted model, not a curated record. NCBI's taxonomy places the organism in Eukaryota, Fungi, Ascomycota, Eurotiomycetes, Onygenales, Onygenaceae.